AUGGCCGCACAAGUCGAGUCGCCCGAGUCGAAGCUCAACGGCAUCGAUGCGCAAGACGCAUCUGCCAAGGCGGGCAGCUUCAGCGUCGACAAGUCGCAGAUCCCUCGCCCGUACAAGUGCCCGCUCUGCUCGCGCGCCUUCUACCGUCUCGAGCACCAGACGCGGCAUAUCCGCACGCACACCGGCGAGAAGCCGCAUCUCUGCACGCACCCCGGCUGCGAGAAGCGCUUCAGCCGCAGCGACGAGCUGACGCGCCACGUGCGCAUCCAC
Molecule: messenger RNA, 270 nt
Organism: Tilletiopsis washingtonensis
Lineage: Eukaryota; Fungi; Basidiomycota; Exobasidiomycetes; Entylomatales
Exons: 1
Cellular component (GO): cytoplasm; nucleus
Molecular function (GO): RNA polymerase II cis-regulatory region sequence-specific DNA binding
Source: RefSeq, a predicted model, not a curated record